UCGGAACUUAUCGAUGUGUAGAAGAGUGCAGCAAGGGUUAUCGUGCAGUGAACGAUUCGUGUGUUGAUAUUGAUGAGUGCAUGGAAAAAUCUGCCGAAUGUGACAAACGAGCCAGUUGUACGAACACAAUCGGUGGAUAUGAAUGCACUUGUGAAGAAGGAUUCACUGGCAAUGGCCGAACAUGUUCACCGCUGAACGACUGCAGUCAGCAAGAAGGUAUUUGUGAUCGUCAUGCGUUCUGUUUGGGAUCACUUCGGAUGUGUAUUUGUCAAGCUGGAUACGUGGGUGAUGGACUCAGUUGCUAUGAUGUGAAUGAAUGUAAUGCAACAGUGAAUCCUUGUCAUGGACAAGUUGACAGUCGUUGUGUUAAUAUUGAUGGUGGUUAUAUAUGCUGUAAAGAUGGCGUUGACGAUGAGUUCUGCAUCAAAGAGUUGAUAUUGGUUGCAAUUACAGAAAAAGGAGCGUACUGCUCGGGAGGAUGUGGUUUACAUGCAAUUUGCUAUAAUGAAACGUGUCAGUGCAUGGAAGGUUUUGUUGGCGAUCCACAAGACAGAUGUGAUGAUAUAAAUGAAUGCGAAAACGAUAAACAAUGCGCUGGGGUUGGAGAAUGGUGUGUGAAUAAAAUAGGUGGUUACAUUUGUUGUGGUCCAUAUUCAUCCGAAGAAGAGUGCUUGAUUAUAUCACACAGCACUCCUCUGGAUGUUAAUGCCACAAUUCCCGAACAAGAAAGUGAAUUAAAUGGUCAGUUUAAAAAAAAAACGAAGUUCGCUGUUGUGACAGUCCAUUUUUCAGUGAAUGCUCGUUUAUGUUGUUCAUACUGA
Molecule: messenger RNA, 821 nt
Organism: Anisakis simplex (herring worm)
Lineage: Eukaryota; Metazoa; Nematoda; Chromadorea; Rhabditida; Anisakidae
Source: the annotation of a GenBank genome assembly